GUAUCCAGAAGCGAUGCAACCGAAUUCAGGUUGAGAUACAUCAGACCGUGCAACGGCACGACAUCCACCUUUGUUACGUACAAGUUCGAAUUCAAGAAGAUCCACAAAGACACGCACAUGAGCUGCAAUUUCUCAAUAAACGUCCCAAUCGGUGAUAACAUAAAGUACAAAGUCGUAUUGUAUGUAGAAAGAGCGACCGGAUUCAUGAAACUGUUCGAGUUCAAAGGGAAGGAUUGCUGCAAAGCGGCCAAUAUCUACUUAGGCGAGUUCUGGUACGAUAUCCAGAGGAAAGCUGGUUUCUCCACGACAGGACAAUGCCCAAUGCCGAAAGGUAAAUAUAUGUUGAAAAAUUAUCCGUUAAACUUCGAUCGUCUCGCUUACAAAGGAUUACCACAAGGCACCCUAAGGGCCAACGUAUUCGGGAAAGAAGUUAAAACGGAUAAAGACGCUUUCUGCACUGAGGCUCUUGUCGAUGUACUGCGAUCUUAAAACUCAACAAUCUCUAUCAUUAAAAACACUUUCCACAGCUCCAAUUUUAAAUCAUUUAGCAUUAUACAACAAUAUUUAA
Messenger RNA from Nicrophorus vespilloides, 568 nucleotides. RefSeq lists its product as uncharacterized. NCBI's taxonomy places the organism in Eukaryota, Metazoa, Arthropoda, Insecta, Coleoptera, Silphidae. The record is from RefSeq and is a predicted model, not a curated record.